This is a messenger RNA of Chaetura pelagica (chimney swift), 3084 nucleotides long. It is a transcript of the gene IQCH, whose product is annotated as IQ motif containing H. The record is from RefSeq and is a predicted model, not a curated record. Gene Ontology annotation, molecular function: protein binding. NCBI's taxonomy places the organism in Eukaryota, Metazoa, Chordata, Aves, Apodiformes, Apodidae.
AUGACCGAUCCAGAGAAGCUGUUCUGGCCCAUCAGGCCCAUGAUUCCUGAAUUAAAGUCUCUGGCAAACAUGGCCAAGCAUCAGCUGGAAAUGGAUAUGAAGAUUAUGCUUGAUCCAGAGAACAUAAAUGUUUUGAAACAGCAGAACUGUGAGACCAGGCUGCCACUUAUAACUAAGAAAAAACCUGCUCCUGUGUGUAGUCUGAAGAUAGUGAAAAGUCAUGCAGCUGGCAACCUUUGGGGUUUGCCUGUCUCUCAUCACAUGGAUUCUCCCUUGCCCCUGUUGGAGGAAGAUGUAACAAAAGGGGUGAGUCCCAGAAGCCCACCCCAGUACAGUACAGGUAUUCUGAGCCUAACUGAACAAAGGCUUGUCCUUCCAGCAUCAAAGAUAACUCUCCAGACACCUCCUGUUGCAUCCAAAGCAGCUCCUUUCCAUGAAUUCCACAGGCAGCACAGGAGGUCAGCUGUAGGAGAGAUUAGUAGUAGGGUGGACCCUGAGAAUACAGACACCAUCUCCUUCCCGAACUCAAAGGAAACAAUUCAUGGCACAUAUUCCUCUAGUAAAGGUAACACUGCACCACUUCCAUCCAGCAUUUCCAUGAUUCCAGCAAGGAAAUCAAAGCAGUUGUAGAUAAAUCCAGCUCAACAGUUGGAAUCUGAGCUGCAGAUUCCCUCUCAGACCCAGGAUCCAUGCUUUGAUUGUGACAUUGCUGUUUGCCAUGGCACGAUAGACCAGAAAGCUCCAGGCUUCCUGGCAUUCAAGCAACAUUAUUGUUUAUCUUGGGGAAGCAUUGUUGGUUUUUUGGAACGUACAGAAAAGCUUCUCAAGGAUUAUGCUGUACCAUUGGCUACAAUCAACUGUAAAAAGUUGGCGGAAGUUGCAUCAGGCUUUGAGCUUAAUGAGAAUCCCACCAAAAACGACAUUCUGUCAGUGAUAAAGAAUCAAUCAGCUGUGGAAAAGAUCUUAAAUCGACCUGGCCAAAGAUACAAAGGCCAAGGGGGUACUGAAAUGGCUGCCACCAAGAUCCAAGCGACAUGGAGAUGUUACCAGGCCAGAAAAGCCCCCAUCCCUCCCGGGCAGCAGAGCUGGGCAUCAGGUGUGAUUGCUCGUUCUUGGCUCCGGUGGAACCACAUGGCACGUGUGAAAAAGACCCUGAAGGAAUCACGUCAGAGACACCUGGAGAAUUUCUACAUCAGGGCCAAGCAUCUGGCAGCCAACUGGAAUCGCAUCAGGACCUCCAGGAGGACUAUUAUCCAUAUCCCAUCAUUAGGAUAUUCCCAGUGCAUCCGUGAACACAUUCCUGAUCUUGCUCUCCAGCAGAAUCUGCAGAUGGGGAGGCUGUGUGACAUUCGGGAUGCCAACGUGGACGUCAUCUACAUCUGCCCCCUUCAUCUGAGUGAGGAGUUACUGCAGUAUUACAAUAAACUCCUGGGUCUGCAGGCAGCUGUUAGAUCUGGGAACCCUGAGGACAUGGGUGACCUGCAGGACAGGUUCAAAAUUCUCACCCCUGAAGCUAUAAACAGCUUUCCUGAGCAGCACAUGUGCCUUGCCACUCAGCUGAAGUACAGUCCCAAGACAAUCAAAAGAAUAAAAAUUCUUAUCCAGAGCAGAGAUGCCUACAUUAUUGGAGGGGUUCCCCACCAAGAUGAUUUAGCAGUGGCUGACAUGCUCAGUGUGCCUGUCUUGGGCUCGCUGCCGGAGGUGGCUCAUCUCUACAGCACAAAGUCUGGAAGUAAACAAAUUUUUGCCAGUGCUUGUGUGCCAACCCCUCCUGGAGCAUCUGACAUCUCCACCAAUGAGCAGAUGAUCAGUGUUCUCAGCCAGCUUGUCCUUGACAACAUGGAAGUGCAGCGUUUUUUCAAAAUGAACAAUGAAUCUGGAGGCAAUGGCACUGCCUGUUGUGACAUUAUUUCACAUCUGAAGUGCUACCACUGGGUUCAGAAGGAAUGUCAGAGAUACAGCCCUGAGAUGUGGACUCAGAAAUGGGCACGUGAGCCAGCUUUGGUGAAGAUCUCCCAGGAGCUGCCAGGCCUUUUAGCACAGCACGUACAGCCAGUCAAUGAGAAACGAUUCCCUACAUGGGAAAAAUUCCUCCAAACAUUUCUUAGUCAAGGUGGUGUGAUAGAAGCCUUCCCUCUCUCAGAAGAUGUCACCAACCUGACAGUGGACAUGCUGAUCGAGCCAACAGGCAGGAUAGAAGUAGUGUCCUCUGGAACCCAGCUCCACGCGGACGGGGCCUUGCGCGCCUCCGGCACUGCCAUCCCACAGGGCUCUGUGGAGCCAGCAGCUCUCAACUCCCUCUGCUUAAAAAUUGGAGAAGCCUGUAAAUCUAGAGGAGUGCUUGGUUACUUCUCAAUUGAUUUUGUGACUUUCACCCAUCCCCAGACAAUGGAGCGGCAGGUGUGGGCAACAGACCUUGACCUCUGCUAUAGUGACCAGCUGGCCUUGACUCAGCUCCUGUUGUACAUGACAGAUGGAAACCUGGAUUGUCACUCCAGCCGCUUGGAAGUAUCUCCGGGUUCAAAGCAAAGGCAAAGGCAACCUGUUCAGCAUGGGGAGGCAAAGACUACUUCUCCAACAAGCAGCAGGUGUGCAGUAGCAAGCAGCCAGCUGAGGCACUCCAGCCUUUCAGUCAUCUACUACAAUGUCCUCCUGCAGAGGUGUAAAGCUCGUGGUGUUGGAUUUGACCUCCAGGAAAAACAGGGAACAGUUUUUAUAUUGUAUGAAGAUCAGAAGCGAUACAGAUUGGGAAUGAUAACAAUCGGAGAGGAUCUCCAGGGGGUCCUCAUGACCUUUGCUCGCAAUCUCUUCAUCAUCCAUCAAGAAAUAUCAGCACCUAAUAUGCAAGGCGAGACCAAUUUUAAGAUGGCAAUUCAAGAUAUUGAAGCAAUUCUGGGAAUUACAGCAGAAAACAAACUGAAAUUGGAAGAGGAGCAACCUUCAAAAGCAGAUGCUCGGGAAGAAUAGUUAACAGAAAAUGUUUAAGUGCCUUAUUCUUUAUGCUUCUGUAAGUGCUUUCUCAUCUGUAAGAACAGGUUUGGUUUUCCUUCUGCAUUGGCACAUGAAGUUCCAUUAACUGAGACA